Molecule: messenger RNA, 940 nt
Organism: Pyrus x bretschneideri (Chinese white pear)
Lineage: Eukaryota; Viridiplantae; Streptophyta; Magnoliopsida; Rosales; Rosaceae
Product: endochitinase EP3-like
Exons: 2
Coding region: 1-819 (272 amino acids)
Biological process (GO): chitin catabolic process; cell wall macromolecule catabolic process; carbohydrate metabolic process
Molecular function (GO): chitin binding; chitinase activity
Source: RefSeq, a predicted model, not a curated record
AUGGCGGCCAGAAGCAUAAUAUUAACCCUUUUUAUUGUAGCCACCGGAGUCCUGUCCGGCUAUGCAGACGCUCAGAACUGUGGCUGUGCCGCAGACCUGUGCUGUAGCCAAUACGGCUACUGUGGCACAGACGAUGCCUACUGCGGCAAAGGCUGCCAGUCAGGGCCUUGCAAGACGCCGGCUCAAACACCGAGUACCAACGAUGUGGUGGUGGCGGAUAUUGUAACGCCCGAAUUCUUCAACGGGAUAAUUGAUCAGGCGGACGCAAGUUGUGCCGGCAAGAACUUUUACUCCCGAGCUACCUUCCUUGAAGCUCUCAAUUCCUAUAAUCAGUUCGGUAGGAUUGGUUCCGUUGACGACUCUAAGCGUGAGAUUGCUGCUUUCUUUGCCCAUGUCACCCACGAGACUGGACAUUUUUGCUACAUAGAAGAGAUAGAUGGAGCCUCAAAAGACUACUGUGAUGAGAACAACACACAAUAUCCAUGCAACCCAAACAAAGGGUACUAUGGGCGUGGACCUAUCCAACUAUCAUGGAAUUUCAACUACGGUCCGGCCGGAGAGAGCAUUGGGUUUGAUGGACUAAACUCUCCUGAAACCGUGGCCAACGACCCUGUCAUUGCUUUUAAAACGGCGCUGUGGUACUGGAUGAACAACGUUAGGCCGGUCAUCGCUGAAGGUUUCGGUGCAACCAUUCGAGCCAUCAAUGGUGCGCUUGAAUGCGAUGGUGGAAAUCCUGCUACGGUUCAGAGACGUGUUGAGUAUUACAAAGAAUAUUGUAACCAACUUGGUGUUGCUCCUGGUGACAAUCUCACCUGCUAGUUACUAUAUACUAGCUUAACUAGGAUCCUAGGAUCAUUUUUCUCCUUUCAUUCUUGUUUUCUUCUUGUCAAAUAAAAAUUUAUGGACGACGUGAAUAAAUGAAAAACAGGAUUAUAAUUUA